AUGGCAGACCUCCAGUCCAAGAUCCAAGGCACCAUCCUCACCCCCGAGUCCGGCGACGCCUACACGGCCGCACUCCGCCGCAACUCUGACCUCUCGAUCCUCCCCGCGAAGCUCGUCGUCCAGCCCGCCGUGUUUGAGGACAUCCCGUCUAUCAUUGCGUAUGCGACCGGGCAGACGCCCCCGCUGGAGAUCGCUGUCAAGGGUGGCGGCGCACACUCAGCCACCUGGGCGAGCUCCGACGGCGGUGUCGUCAUCGACCUCGGCAAGCUGAACAAGGUCACGCUCGCCGAGGACAAACAGUCCGUCUCCGUCCAGGGCGGUGCGCUCUGGGGCGACGUUUACGAAGUCACCUCGAAGGCGCAGGUCGACGUCGUCGGCUCGCCCCUGUGGUUUGUCGGUGUGGGCGGCUACACCCUUGGCGGUGGCUACGGUCCACUGAGUGGAGAAUACGGUCUUGCGAUCGACAACAUACUAAGCGCCACCGUCGUCCUCGCCGAUGGCAGGAUCGUGAAGACGAGCAAGGACGAAGAGCCAGACCUGUUUUGGGCUAUCCGCGGCGGUGGAGGGCAAUUUGGAAUCGUCGUCGAGUUUGUCUUCAAGACUCACCCUUACGCAGGCCCCUUCGGGUCUGGCGUGAUCGCCUUUCCCGGGACUGAGCUCGCCAGCAUCCUCCAGAUCAUCAAGGUGGAGUGGAAAGCCACGCACACGCCGGCUGAACGUUUCACGCUCAACUUUUCGCGCCCGGCGCCGCACUUCAAGCCCUCGAUUGUCUUCCUACCCAGCGUCCUCCAUGACACAGAUGGCGCACGCUCCAAGACGGUGCUUGCGCCCUUCCGCGAGGGCGCGGUCAAGCCCGCGUUUGAGAAGAUUGCGACGGUGCCCGACUUCCUGACCGUCUCGCACGCCGCUGACGCAUCGCUCGCGUCGGCCCCGAAGCGGCUUGCCAUCCGCGGCACCUUCUUCUCCGAUUUCUACCCCGAGCUCCUGCAGGCCGUAUGGGAUAAGUGGGUCGCGUUCACGGAGACGAGCGAGGAAGUGCGCGGGUCCGCCGUGCUCUGGGACCUCACGAGCCCCGCCAAGCUGACGGAGGUCGGCGCGGACGAGACGGCGCUGAAAGUGCGGGAGCCGCACUACUGGAUGGCGGUGCAGGGCAGAUCGACGACGGACGCGUCCGUCGACGCCGCGCGCGCGUUCACUGCGGACGUCGUGCAGCUCGUGCGUGAGAAGAACACGGAGUUGUCGGGGCGCGACCUUGGCUGGUUCGUGAACCUGAGCAACGGCACGGAGAAGGCGGAAGACGUCUUUGGGGCUAAUCUCCCCCGCCUGCGCAAGAUCAAGGCCAAGUAUGACCCGAAGAAGGUCUGGAGCAAGGGGUUCGUGAUUGAGCCGCUCCUGGAGUAG
This is a messenger RNA of Trametes versicolor FP-101664 SS1, 1401 nucleotides long. RefSeq names its product FAD-binding domain-containing protein. Gene Ontology annotation, molecular function: FAD binding; oxidoreductase activity. The transcript has 5 exons. The coding region runs from base 1 to 1401 and encodes 466 amino acids. The record is from RefSeq and is a predicted model, not a curated record. Lineage: Eukaryota; Fungi; Basidiomycota; Agaricomycetes; Polyporales; Polyporaceae.